This is a messenger RNA of Vespula pensylvanica (western yellowjacket), 2071 nucleotides long. RefSeq names its product X-ray repair cross-complementing protein 5-like. The coding region runs from base 345 to 2051 and encodes 568 amino acids. NCBI's taxonomy places the organism in Eukaryota, Metazoa, Arthropoda, Insecta, Hymenoptera, Vespidae. Gene Ontology annotation, molecular function: telomeric repeat DNA binding; double-stranded DNA binding; DNA helicase activity. Gene Ontology annotation, biological process: cellular response to gamma radiation; double-strand break repair via nonhomologous end joining; cellular response to X-ray. The record is from RefSeq and is a predicted model, not a curated record. Gene Ontology annotation, cellular component: nucleus; Ku70:Ku80 complex. The transcript is spliced from 13 exons.
UAGUUUUCUUAACCUACCAUUUUAUGAUACUCUAAUACAUUUACACUGUUAUUGUUAUAUCAUUGUACAUAUAUUUGUUUAAAAAUAAUAACAUUUAUACAAUUUACUACUACGUAGCGCUUCGAUCAUUUCCCUUUAAUGAAAUAAGAAUGCCAUUCAUAGAAUUGAGUGAUAUUGACCGAUCGUGGAAUUUGUAUGUGUAUAUAAUAAUUAGCAUAUUGAAUGAAAACUGACAUUUUAAAUAUAUUCAAAGAAAUUAAUAUUUUAAAUAUCUAGUUAUUUGAAAGAUUUUUUCUGGAUGAAAAUUAAUUUGAAUUAAACUAAAUUGAUAGCACAGAUCUAAAAUGGCUAACAAAAAGGAAUCACUGAUAUUUGUAAUUGAUGUGGGCAUAUCAUCAAAGGAUUCUUUAUCUAAUUCUUUUCUACUGGACCAGGCAAAAGUUAUUAUUCGGCGUUUAGUGGAAAGGAAGAUAUUUUAUCGACCAAAAGAUGAAAUUGGCUUAAUAUUAUCAGGUUCAACUACCUCAUUCAAUGAACUUAAUUUCAAAAAUAUUCAAGAAGUUAAAAGCAUGCAAGUACCAAAUUGGGACUUGAUAAAGAUUGUUUCAAAUCUAAAACUUACAGAUUGUAUAUCAAAUUGGGUAAAAGCUCUUCAGGUUGCUAUUGAUUAUGCUAAGCGUGAAUGUAUAGAUAAUACUAUCAAAACAAUAGUUUUAUUUUCUGAUUUUAAAGAAGUAUCUGACGUAACUCAAUUUGACAUAAGUAAAAUAAUAUCAGCAUUACAAAGCCAAGGAAUUAAACUACUAGCCAUUGGCUUAGAACCAUUAUUUAACAAAACUCAAGACACCGUUACAUCCAGUGAAAACUUCAUUCUCAAUAUUUGCAAACAAGUUGAUGGGACAUAUAAAAUAGUUGAUCAAGCACUUGCUGAUGUAAGCUUCAUUAGAAAAAAACAGUCUAAACUUUUACCAUGGACAUGCUCAUUAGAAUUACUUGAUGUAAAAAUACCAAUUAAAUCAUAUGUUAAGGUAACAAAGGAAUCAAGAUUUCCUUCAUGGAAAUUAAUAACUAAUAAAACUUCACAAAGUAAAACAAUAGAACCUAAUAAACCUGUAAAAGUGGAACGUGUUAAAGAACAUCAAGGUAGACAUAGGGAGUUUCAUAAUUCAGAACAUACAAUAUAUGGUUACACAUAUGGUGGUGUUUUUAUACCAUUUUCAAAGGAAGAUGAAGAGGCUAUGCUGUAUAAAAGUGGACCAAAGAGUUAUAAAUUUUUGUACUUUACAAAAAAAAAUCAUGUUGGCAUUCAAUAUUGGUGUAGCAGUACCAGUAACCGCAUAAUUUUACCUGCUGAUGAGAGUGUAGCACCACAGUUUUAUAGUUUAAUGCAAGCUAUGAAUAAUAAAGAUGUUGUUGCUAUUGUUAGAAAAGUAUAUCGUGAGAACUCAACUCCAAAUAUAGUAGCAUUAUUUCCACGUAUUAAUAUACCAGAUGAACCCUGGUGUUUUGUAGAGAUCGUACUACCAUUUGCAGAAGAUGUAAGAAUAAUAGAAUUCAAACCUUUAAUAUCUUUUGUUAAAAACUUAUCAAAAGAACAAAAUGAAAUUGUAGAUAAUUUAUUAGAUGCUUUUAUGCUAAUUGAUACAAAUGAUUCUUCCACUAAAAACAAGAGAAAAGAAUUUAUGCCUGGAUGUAUUCCAAAUCCUAUGAAACAAAAUACAUUUAAUAUGCUAUCAUAUCGUGCAUUAAAUCCAGAAGAACCAUUGCCAUCUAUUGAUAUUGAAUUAACAAAAUUGUUAGAAUCUUAUCAAGAAAUAAUAGAAAGAUCGAAAGACCCUAUUAAGAAGAUCAAAGAAUUGUUUGAUUUCUCUGAUAAUAUUACAGAUAAUAUACAAACAUCCAAAGAUACUGUUGAUACGCAAUCCAAAGAACAACCAUUGAAUGUAGCCAAAAAUAAUAAUCCUGCUAUAGAUAAUGAUACUUCUGAAGAAAUGAUUUUACCUUCAGAUAUAUUAGAUAUAGAUAUGGAUUCAUUGGUGACUAAUAUAUAAUUGACAGAAAAAAAAAUGGA